AUGUCUGCUGAGCUCACUUCAUCCACAAGAGAGGAAGGAAGUCCUGGCAGAGGACCCAGUUUUAGAUCCCAUCAGAGGAAGAUAUUAAACUUGCUCCUGGAGAGAGACACUUCCUUCACCAUCUGUCCAGAUCUCCCUGGAACUCCAGUGGACAAACUCUUCGGUGAUUCUGGAAACCAAAGCGUUUUGUCUGGAGGAACCCCAAAACGUUGCCUUGAUCUUUCGAAUCUUAGCAGUGGGGAGAUGUCUGCCACUCAGCUUACAGCUUCUGCAGACCUUGAUGGAACUGGCCCUUUGGAUUCCUCAGGACCUCAGGAAAUACUGUUAACUUGGAGGAAUCAUCACAAGCACCUUAGAAAAUGCAGCCCAGGACAGCCACUUUGUAGCACUCCAAAGGCUUUGGACCAUGGCAACCAGAAGACAGAUGCGAUAUGUAGCCCAUCCACAAAUAAAGAAAAUGACAAUGGAAACCUGGUGGAAAGUGAAAUGAAGUAUCUGGGCAGUCCCAUCGCUAUAGUUCCAAAAUUGGGUAAAAAUCUAAAAAUAGGAAAAGACCAGGCAGAGGAGAUUUCAGAUGAAUUGAUGGAGUUUUCCCUGGAAAAUCAAGAAGAGACCAAGGGCUUAGGUCUGAAGAAGACAGUCUCUCUCUGUGACAUUAAUGCCACUCAGAUGCUGGAGGCCGCUUCUAACCAGGGGUACCUGACUGGUGAUUUCUCCAAGGUAUGUGCACUGCCAACCGUGUCAGGGCGACACCAAGAUCUGAAGUACAUCAGCCCGGAAACAGUGGCUGCCUUAUUGUUGGGGAAAUUCCAGGGCCUGAUUGAAAAGUUUUACAUCAUCGAUUGCCGCUAUCCAUAUGAGUACCUCGGAGGACACAUCCAGGGAGCCUUAAACUUGUUCAGUCAGGAGGAACUGUGUAACUUCUUUCUGAAGAUGCCUGUUGUCCCUUUGGAUGCCCAGAAGAGAAUAAUCAUCGUGUUCCACUGUGAAUUCUCCUCAGAGAGGGGCCCCCGAAUGUGCCGCUCUCUGAGAGAAGAGGACAGGGCUCUGAACCAGUAUCCUGCAUUAUACUACCCAGAGCUGUAUAUCCUCAAAGGGGGCUACAGAGACUUCUUUCCAGACUAUCCGGUGCUAUGCGAACCACAGAGCUACUGCCCUAUGCACCACCAGGACCAUAAGGCAGAAUUGCUGAGGUGUCGAAGCCAGAGCAAAGCAUGGGAAGGGAAGCGGCAGCUGCAGGAGCAGAUUGCCUUACUGGUGAAGGAUGGGAACCUACGAUAA
Pipistrellus nathusii (Nathusius's pipistrelle) is the source of this 1281-nucleotide messenger RNA. The record is from the annotation of a GenBank genome assembly. NCBI's taxonomy places the organism in Eukaryota, Metazoa, Chordata, Mammalia, Chiroptera, Vespertilionidae.